Ictidomys tridecemlineatus (thirteen-lined ground squirrel) is the source of this 2345-nucleotide messenger RNA. It is a transcript of the gene Svopl, whose product is annotated as SVOP like. The record is from RefSeq and is a predicted model, not a curated record. Gene Ontology annotation, biological process: transmembrane transport. Gene Ontology annotation, molecular function: transmembrane transporter activity. Gene Ontology annotation, cellular component: membrane. Lineage: Eukaryota; Metazoa; Chordata; Mammalia; Rodentia; Sciuridae.
UCCAGAUGGUGUUUUUUGGCUACAUGGUGUCCAGCAUCCUCUUUGGCCUCCUGGCUGACAGAUAUGGCCGCUGGAAGAUUUUGCUCAUCUCGUUCCUGUGGGGAGCCUACUUCUCCUUGCUGACCUCUUUCUCUCCCUCGUACAUCUGGUUUGUCUUUCUGCGGACCAUGGUGGGCUGCGGAGUGUCUGGCCACGCCCAAGGGUUAAUCAUAAAGACUGAAUUUUUGCCCACUAAAUACCGAGGCUACAUGCUCCCCUUGUCUCAGGUUUUCUGGCUGGCUGGCUCCCUGCUCAUCAUCGGCCUGGCCUCUGUGGUCAUCCCCACCAUCGGGUGGCGCUGGCUCAUCCGGAUAGCCUCCAUCCCUGGCAUCAUCCUCAUCAUGGCCUUCAAGUUUAUUCCUGAAUCGGCUCGGUUCAAUGUCUCCACCGGGAACACCCAGGCUGCCCUGGCCACCCUAGAGCGCAUUGCCAGGAUGAACCGCUCCGUCAUGCCGGAGGGGAGGCUGGUGGAGCCCAUUCUGGAAAAAAGAGGAAGAUUUGCAGACCUACUGGACGCUAAGUACCUACGGACCACAUUACAGAUCUGGGUCAUAUGGCUGGGAAUCUCUUUUGCCUAUUACGGGGUUAUCCUGGCCAGUGCCGAGCUGCUGGAGCGGGACCUGGUCUGUGGUUCAAAGUCAGAGUCACAGGUGGUGGUGGUGACUGGGGGGGACUCACAGGAGAGUCACAGUCCCUGCCACUGCCACCUGUUUGCCCCGUCUGACUACCGGACAAUGAUCAUCAGCACCAUCGGGGAAAUUGCUUUGAAUCCUUUAAAUAUCCUGGGCAUCAACUUCCUGGGGAGACGGUUGAGCCUUGCUAUCACCAUGGGGUGCACGGCUUUGUUUUUCCUCCUCCUCAAUAUUUGUACUUCAAGUGCCGGCCUUAUUGGCUUCCUCUUCAUGCUCAGGGCCCUGGUGGCGGCCAACUUCAACACCAUCUACAUUUACACUGCGGAGGUCUACCCCACCACGAUGCGCGCUCUGGGAAUGGGGACCAGCGGCUCCCUGUGUCGCAUUGGUGCGAUGGUGGCACCGUUUAUCUCCCAGGUUCUUAUGAGUGCAUCAUUCUUGGGAGCCCUGUGUCUCUUCUCAUCUGUCUGUGUUGUAUGUGCCAUUUCUGCAUUCACUCUUCCCAUUGAGACCAAGGGACGAGCCCUGCAGCAAAUUAAAUGAGACCUGCAAAUCUACAUCUACCAGAGGAGCACAGUGUAUUUUAUCUUCACAGAUCUGUGGCACAUUUCUUAAAAACUUGGUUUAAUUUCUGUAUGCUAGUCAAUAAUGAACUGAUUAUGUAUCUAAGAACAUAAGGCACCCAUGGGAAUACAGCUGGCAACUGUAUACUCAUCUCCUCCUUGGGAGACAAUAUAUAAAACUUUUACAAAAUAUACCUAAGAUUGGAAAGUAUAUGAAUGGGAGAGGUUAAAGAUGUCUUUUCUUCCCUGAUAUCAAGAAUACAAAAUCUUAGAACACAUACUUGGUAUUUUCCCAUACAGGUUAUAGCUAAAGUUGGACAAAAUCUUGUACUUAGGACAAGAACUGGGCUGAUAUCAUUAAAUCUUUCAAAACCACUAGAAUAGUCAUUAAGUUCAAAUUAAUAUUAGCAUCAAUUAUGGCCUUCCUAGUCUAUUCACAAAUUAUGCUUAAAUUAGUGGCUUGUAUACAAUUACAUGCCAUCCCUAUUUCUACUCAUUUAUUUUAAUGGGGAGAAUCUUUGAUUCUCAUAAUGAUAAUAAAAAUGAAAGUAUAUAGCCAGUUUUCUGACAUAUAAUCAAUCACUCACCUGCUUGUGGAGAGACUGAUACACACGAGACAUCAUAGUUUUGAAGCCAGAAUUAAAAACAGGUAGUCAGUAUAGAUACAUAAAUUGGGCCAAGUUGAGAAAAACAGCAAACCGGUUUGGGUCCAAAAGGUUGAAGACUCCGCUGUGGGAGAUUGAAAUGUUAAGUGUCCCGAAUACCUGCCCAAUACUGCCUUCCUAAAGAAUUGUUAACAAAGCAACCCCUGAGCAGAAGGGAGCUGCUAAUUAAUUCACCUGGGCCCCCCUUCCUGCCCAGAUCACUUCUCCCUGGCCCCUUCAGCCCACCUGUUUCCCACCUCUUGGCUUUCCUACCUGCAUCUCCCAGUCAUAUACAGGAUGAAGGGAAGUGAACAAGAUAAGGGAGAAGAACAUAAAAGAACAAAGAAACUUUAUGUAUAAAAGGGAUGGGUCUUCCACAUCCCAUGGAUUCUAGUUUUUGGGUCCCCUUCUUCCUCAGGGAAGAAGUCUGUUCUAUCCUUUAAAUAAAGCUGCUUGCUUUCUACUUU